AUGGUUGAAUUGAUGUGCAAUGGAACUUUUGAAGAUAAAGAUCCUGAUGAAGCAAUGGAGUACUUAGACUUGUUAGCUGAAAAUGCUCAAAAUUGGGACACCGCGGGUACUUAUAAGGCACCGGGUAAAACUCAACCUCAUAUAUCUAGUGGAGGUAUGUACAACCUUAAGGAAGAUUAUGACCUUCGAGCCAAGUUUGCAUAUUUAGCUAGAAAGGUCGAGGCACUAGAAUUGAAAAAGAGUGGUCAAAUAAAAUCUAUUGAAAACAUUGUGUGUCAAAUCUGUGAAACAAAUGAACACUCAACUAACGAUUGUCCAACCUUGCCUUCUUUUAAGGAAUGUCUCCAUGAACAAGCCCAUGCUUUAAACAGUUUCCAAAGGGCCAACCACAACCCAUACUCCCAAACAUACAACCCUGGUUGGAGAAAUCACCCAAAUUUCAGUUGGAAGAGUGAGAACAACAAUGCACAAACUUCACAACCACCGUUUCAAGCACACCACAAUUUCCAAAAUUCUCAUGGAUAUGCACCUCCUUAUGCUCCACCUCCUAGAAGAAAUCUUAAGGAAACAUUGCUUGCAUUCAUUGAAAAGCAAGAGACAAUCAAUACUCAACUUACUCAAAACAUGACAGAUUUUAAAGAUACUCUUGCUAAAUUAACAUCUGCUCUCAGUUUCCAAGAGAAAGGUAAGUUUCCAUCUCAAACACAACAAAAUCCCAAGGGGCAAUACAAUGCAAAUGCAAGUAGUUCCGGAAGCCAACACAUGGAUAAAGUCAAAUCAGUCACUACUCUUCGCAGUGGUAAGGUUAUUGAAAAACCCUCUCUUGAACCUUAUGAGAAAGAUGAUGAGUCAAUAUCUGAGGAUGCUAUUAAACAGGUUCCUUCCUAUGCUAAAUUUUUGAAAGAUCUAUGCACUGUAAAGAGAAAACUGAAUGUGAAAAAGAAAGCUUUUCUAGCCGAACAAGUAGUUUUGUUUUAUAAUUCUCAACUCUAUGCAUUCCCUAGAGAGCUAAGAUCAAGAUGGAGCAAUCCUUAUGGGGCCUUUGAUAUUGAGAAUUCAAUGAAUGACAAUGUUUUUAAGAAUGCGAUUACAAAAAUUUACCGUGCUAGAUGUGCAAGAUUGAGAUUGUUAAUGAAUCAUGGAAUUCCUGAAGAUAUUCGCUGGUUGAUUGAAGCAAUGGUCCAAUUAUCACGAAUGGUAUCUAUAAACCGUGAAGAUAAAAUACAAUUCAUUAAGGAUGGCCUGAGUAAGGAGUCUUUAGAUAAUCUUCUAUUGACUCUUGAGACGCAUCCUAGUGGAGAUGUGCAUUGUGCAAUUCAUGAUUUAUGGCCACUAUUUCAUAAAGAACAUGAUCGACUUAGUCUUGGGAAUCUGACUAAAAAAGACCCUGUUUGCCAGUUUUUAAGAAAACUAGAUGGGAAGCCUAUCCUCGACCCAUAG
Molecule: messenger RNA, 1440 nt
Organism: Populus euphratica (Euphrates poplar)
Lineage: Eukaryota; Viridiplantae; Streptophyta; Magnoliopsida; Malpighiales; Salicaceae
Exons: 5
Coding region: 1-1440 (479 amino acids)
Source: RefSeq, a predicted model, not a curated record